Messenger RNA from Mastomys coucha (southern multimammate mouse), 1469 nucleotides. RefSeq names its product chromosome unknown C4orf17 homolog (gene CUNH4orf17). The transcript has 10 exons. The coding region runs from base 274 to 1278 and encodes 334 amino acids. The record is from RefSeq and is a predicted model, not a curated record. Lineage: Eukaryota; Metazoa; Chordata; Mammalia; Rodentia; Muridae.
AGACUGCUAUCCCGUUGCUAAGCAGUAUGCUAUCUCCUCAGAACCAAGGAGGUAGGCACCUGGGCUCUUUGGAGUGAGAGUGGGAGAAACUGGAGCGACACAACUUUGCUCUUUUGAAGGCACCAGUCACCGAUAAAAGUCCCGAGAUUUAAGGAAGUAACAAAAACUCAGCCGAGACGCAGUAUGAGGUUGGAAGGACAUUAGCAGACCUGAGUUCCUAUCAAGUUGACUUACCUGCUUUAAGAACUGUUCUCAGAGUACAAAGCCAGACACAUGACGGAGAGAAACAAAGCCUGCUUUAUAGUGAGGCACACUCCUCAUCCCAGAAGAGUUUGCCACAUCCAAGGUUUGAACAACAUCCCAAUCUGCACCGUGAAUGAUGAUGACUUAUUUCCGAGAAUGCUGCAUUGCUCCAACCUGUUUAGUCCUUUAGAGAGGAAUGAGUCACCAUUAACAAAAUUCAAUAACCCACCCAGUGCUGCAUCCCCAGAGAACCCAAGUAUCCGAGGACUGUCACCAGCCCCACCCAAAGUGCCCUCAAGACCUCACUCUGAGUCAUGUAGAAAAUCCAGUCAGUACUCCAAAACUUCCAGAGACAAUCCCUUGGUGAAAAAUAAGGAUGAAUAUAAAGCUAAAAGUCCACUAGCAUCCUCAAGGCCAUAUUUUGUGGCCUCAGAUGUGAUGAGCACCAAGAUGGAUGGACAGGAAAACACAGUGCGCAUACCAAACUACCUGGAUCAGGAGAUAAAGAUCCUGGCAAAGCUCAGUGACAUUUUACACACCGAUUCUCUGACAGAGGUUCUGGACUGGCUGCUUCAAGCAAGUACCAAAGAAAAGGAGUGGGUAUCAGCUCUGAUUCAUACUGAACUAGCUGAGAGGAACCUGCUGGCUAGCCACAGAACAAACACCACAGCAGAAGCAGCCUCAGAGCCCAGGAAGCCACACACGGCUCUGACAACCCCUACAGCCGACCUGCUGCAAAACUCACGUGCAAAACUGAAAGAGCUGACUGGAUCUAGAGAACAUCAGCUACACAGAAGAUUAAACACAGAAGCCACCAGAAUGUCAAGCCAAGGAUCCACAGGAAACAAGCCAGUAUCACAAGAGGCUGAGACCCCGUUCUUUAUAAGAAGAAACAAGAAGAAAAUACCUGUGACGGAAUAUUUCAGCAAUCCAAAGUCUCCUCUCAGGCCCAACACUCUGGGGAGCAGAUCAGCAAAACCAGGGUCAGCAAGGAGCGUGCAAGGCUACAGCCCUCAGAGAGCAUUCUAUCCUUAACACAUCAAAGGGCUAAUACCAGAAAAUCAUCCAUAAUCAGAAUUAAGUGCUGAAUCCAAACUCAGAGUGAAGGAAAAACUGCUCGAGAAUUUUAACAUUUGAGCUGAUUUUGGUGCCUACACUGUUUGGGGACCAUUAUGGAGAAAUUCUCAUCUCCUCUCCAAAAAUAAAAAAAAAAAAAAAAUGUAAAA